Molecule: messenger RNA, 2067 nt
Organism: Xenia sp. Carnegie-2017
Lineage: Eukaryota; Metazoa; Cnidaria; Anthozoa; Malacalcyonacea; Xeniidae
Product: ubiquitin-conjugating enzyme E2 G1-like
Exons: 5
Coding region: 165-674 (169 amino acids)
Biological process (GO): protein polyubiquitination; proteasome-mediated ubiquitin-dependent protein catabolic process
Molecular function (GO): ubiquitin conjugating enzyme activity
Source: RefSeq, a predicted model, not a curated record
GAAGUCGCCAUCGUAAACAUUUUACAUGUGUGAAUCGUAGUGCGCAAGCGCUGUGCUUCGAAAAAUUUUCUAUUGUGGUGCUAAACUGGACAUACGACUUUGCAGUUUGAAUUUCUGUAUUAUUUUCAAGGCAGUCUUUUUGUUUUUAACUGCUUGGAGUAUAAAUGAGCGGCACGGAUCAAGCAGCUUUGCUGUUAAAGAAGCAAUUAAAAGAAUUGAACAGAAAAGGUACAGAAGGAUUCUCAGCUGGCCUUAUUGACGAUGAAGAUUUGUUCAAAUGGGAAGUGACGAUAUUCGGACCUCCAGAUACUUUCUAUGAAGGAGGUUUUUUCAGAGCAGAAUUGCACUUUCCUAAGGAAUAUCCACAAAAACCACCAAAAAUGAAAUUUACUUCCGAAAUUUGGCAUCCAAAUGUUCACAAGAAUGGUGAUGUUUGUAUUUCCAUCUUACAUGAACCUGGAGAGGAUAAAUUUGGUUAUGAAACUGCAUCAGAGAGAUGGUUACCUGUACAUACAGUUGAAUCAAUAUUGAUGAGUGUCAUAUCGAUGAUCACUGAUCCUAAUGAUGAAUCUCCAGCAAAUGUUGAUGCAGCGAAAGAAUGGCGAGAGGACUAUAAUGGCGCUUUUAGGAAACGCGUUCAACGUUGCGUAAGACGGAGUCAAGAAAAUUUAUAAUGUAGAAAAAUAGGGAUGUGAUUGAUAAGGUCUGAAGACGACGAUGUACCUUGGGGCUGCAAAGGGAAAUGCAUUUAAAUGUUUGUGAAAUCUAUGAGAAAUCUAAAGAUUAUAAUGUUCUCUUUUUAUUUAUACGUGAAAUUACUUAAUUCUUUAUGAAAGGACAAAGAAGUGUUUUUAUAAUUUCCUCAUUUAAACUUGCGUAUAUAUACAUCAAUUGUAGCAUUGAAAUUUUGCUGAAAUUUUGCUGUGUGUAUGUUUAGAAAUUUUGCUGUGUGUAUGUUUAUAGAUGGUGGUAUUUUGACAUUGGGUUAAGAUAAGUUUUCCCUCAUAGUUGGUUAGUAACCUAGAUCGUUUUGUAUGAAAUAUGUUGUGAAGUAUGUGCCAAACUGAUGUCAAGCAACUAUUUGUUUAAAACUUUGAACACUUGCUCUCUAUUGCAAUUUUAUUCAAAGUCGAGCAUUUUUGUGAAAGAUACAAAGUCAGAGAGUAUUUUUAAGUCUCAGGGUUGGAUGCAUACGGCAUGAAAAUUUAAGUAAUUAGUAAUUUGUCGACCACGUACUGGGAAACAUUGGUUACAUUUUUUAUAACUUUUAUUUGUAACACAAAUUUUUUCAUGAAGAUUUAGAAACGGUCUUUUGGCUAGUUAAAUAUGCAACAACAUAUUAUAAGACUUCUUGUAAACUUAAACAUAGUCUGGAAGGAGGGUUAGAGCGGUACCUGUGUACAAACCUUUUGUUUGCUCAGAUGAUUUUGAUAUUACAAAAUAUACAUUCUAGCUUUGUUUAAAAUAUUAAACAUAGAAUGUUUCAUGUACACGGCCAUUCAUACGAACAAAAUAAUUCAUGGUCAUGUUGAACUCUAAUUCUUUGAACGAAAGAGUUGCUCCGUUCCUUGAAAAAUUAAUUUAUGUAAAAGUAUUUGGAAAAAUGUUUAAUAAUUAUUAGAAUAACGUUUUGAAAGAAGCUGUUCUGCUCAUGGUUAAUGGUUUUGUCGUUGUAUACUUUGAUUACUCGUAGUCCCCUUUUUAUUUUUGCUCUGCCCGCUUUAGGUAUUUAAGUACUUUUGAGAUACCUGUACAAUUGUAUGAAAAUGUUACUGUUUGUAAUGAAACAUAAAGUACAACAUUAUUUCUUCUUCCCUCAUGUUAGCUUGUAACGGAAACAAGCUAAGACUUUAUAUAGUCACAAACAAAACAUUUUUUGUUCGUAUGAAUGUAUCGUACCUUCCAGCGGUGUGCUGCAUCUUUCCCUCCCCAUCACAUACAUACUGAUAGUAAAAUGACUAGUGAAUGAAUGUUUGACGUGUUUAUAUUGUAAUGCAUUUAGCACCAGUAAACUCUUGUACAUUUGUUAUGAAUAAAAUAGGUAUUUUCUCUUGUGUUUUUUUGUCA